Messenger RNA from Chelonoidis abingdonii (Abingdon island giant tortoise), 5315 nucleotides. NCBI's taxonomy places the organism in Eukaryota, Metazoa, Chordata, Testudines, Testudinidae. The record is from RefSeq and is a predicted model, not a curated record.
AUGGCUGCGGCGCGGGAGGAGCUACGAGGGCGGCGGUCCCCGGCGCUGCUGUGUGUCGGGUGCUCGCGACGCGGAACAAUUGUCUCCCAAGACUUGAUUUCAUCAGGAGCUCGUCAUCAUGCAUUACAGUGUGGACAUAUCUUUUGUGAAUUGUGUUUAUCGGUAACACAGGAGUCAAGUAUAGUAGUGUGUGUUGACUGUGAGGCUGUUACCACUGUAAAUACAAAUGAAGGUUUCUACCCAGUGGAUGACUAUGUGGAAGAAGAACUUUAUACAAGAAAACUGCAGGCUACAAAGCAAAGUCUUCAGACGUUACAGGACAACCUCAUCAGAUCAAACAGAGGAAACAAUAAUUUAUGUCAUAUGUUGAAAGAGGACAUCAAUUCAGAAGAGUUGCAAGAAAAUCAUCUUGGCCAUAAUGAAAGAGAAGACUUUGAUCUGUAUGACCUCCUUCCUCCAAAAAUGGAGAUUGAUGUCGAACAAGGAAUUUGUAUUAGAAAUUCGCAAGCACUGAAAAGGAGCUACAUCCCAAAUGUCAAAGAGAAAAAUGUUCAGUCUACUUAUUCAGACUACCAUCUGAAUCUCAAACCAGUUUGCAUUACAUCAGCAGAAGACAUGGACAAUAAAACUGAACAAGACAUUGAUGAAGCUUUGUGGAUAACUGCUUUUAAUCUUGAGCGUUUAAAAACUGCAGAGAAGAUGCUGGGAUAUUUGGAAUCCAAAGUGAAGCAGGAAGAAGACAGUAUUGUAGACAUUAUGGAUAAAAAGUUUGAUGAUCUUAUUACUGCUCUUCAGUCAAGGAAAAGGAAGUUUCAUGCAGAAUUAGCAAAGAACACAGAUAAUUAUGUAGCCAACAUCAUAAAGGCUAAGCAGUGCAUUGAAGAGAAGAGAAACAACUUGAAUGGUGCCAUGAGGCUAGCAAAGGAGUUAAAAAUUACACCUUCAUUAAGAACCUGUUGUGAUUUGAAGCAGGUUAUUCAUAACUUAAAGUUGGCAGUUGAGGGUGAACUCUCAAGGGUGGAUACUUUGAAGGACAGAACACCUCUAAGAUUUCUCAUGAACUGUGAUGAAAUUAUGUCCAUGUUCAAAAAUGUGGGGAAGAUUGAAUUGAAAAUACCUACAAAAUGUUUCCCUGGAGAUGAUGAACAAAGCAUUCUCGUGGUCAGUAAUCAGGGAGAAGUAUCAAAUUGUGACAAUUAUUUGUCGGUAGAAAAGAAUAAAUUUACAACACUUGUCAGAGGUAAUGAAGCAGAGACUCGUAUAUAUCAAGAACUUGAUGUGCAUACAGAAGAGACAAAUGUCCAGCUUCACAAAUUAAUUACAACACCCUCUCAAAAAAGUAUUCUGACUUUACCUCAAACGAUGUCUGGUCCUGAUGUCAUAAUUGAAGAGAUCAUGGAAGAUGACCAGGAAACACAUUCCACAGAAUAUCUUAAAGAUACACAUAGGAAAGAUCUUUCCCAGAAAAAGGUUAUACCUUUUGGACAAAGUGUGGGUUCUCCAGAAUUAGUUUUUGUCAGCCACGUAAUAAACCCAUGCCAUUUCUAUAUUCGGAGAUAUUCACAGAGGAAAAGAGCAAUUUUUGUGGAAAAAAAGCUGGGUCACUUUUGUAGUAGUAAGAGUUCAUACCUUAGUCCUUCAGACAUUUUGGAACUAGGUGCAAGAAUCUUUAUCAACAGUAAAGAAAAUGGAAUGUGGUGCCGUGGAACUAUCACUGAGUUGAUUCCUCUGGAAAGUAAAAAUAAGGGAAAACAAUGUGGUCCAACAAAAUACAAAAUUUACGAUGUUGCAGUGAUGCAAGUAUUCAUGGAAGACUUUGGGAAUUCUGAAGUUUUAGUUAGUUCAGGGAUUGGUGGUGUCCCUGUGCUGAGGCCAGAACAAGCUGCUCUACAGAACUUAGUGGUAAAUGACUUGUAUAUGUUUAUCAGGAAGCCUGAUCCAUAUAUAGAGGCACAGCUCAGGCAUAUUCCUCCAUUAGCAGUGCAGUGCUCGCUGAAGGACAUAGUUCCCAAAAACUCAAAUGAAGGUUGGGGGGAAGAAGUGAAGACAGAAUUUUUGAGAAUGGUAAAUAACAAAGCUGUUAUAAUGAAAGUAUUCAGAGAAGAGGAUGGUGUGCUCAUUGUGGAUCUGAAGAAACCGCCAUUUAAUAAAAUAAGGAGUGACAUGCCAGUAUCUCUUAAGGAUGCUUUAGUUUUUACAGAGUUAGCAAGGUUUCGAUCACAGCUUCCUAGUCAACCGGAAAAUAAUAUGGCAUUGCAAUAUUGUCCGCCCACAUUGCCACAAGAAAUGACGGAAGUCUCCAUUGUCGUUUCUCACAUCAAUAGUCCUAGUUAUUUCUAUGUUCAGUUGAUAGAAAGUCUGGACUUUUUAGUUCUCCUGAAGAAAAUUGAGGAAGUAUAUAAAAAUGAUGAUGGAGAAAAUCUGGAAAUUCUCUGUCCUUUUCAAGGCCAAACCUGUAUAGCGAAAUUUGAAGAUGGAGUUUGGUACAGAGCAAAAGUUACUGGACUGCCAGGGCAUCAAGAAGUUGAAGUUAAAUACGUUGACUUUGGCAACACUGCCAAAAUAACUCUUAAAGAUAUGCGUAAAAUUAAAGAUGAGUUUUUGAGCCCUCCAGAAAAGGCCAUCAGGAGCAAGCUGGCUCAUAUUGAACCCUAUAAAGGAGGAAAUGAGUGGAGCAGAGAAGCAAAGGAAAGAUUUGAAGAAAUGACUCAAGAAAAAUUUAUGCUGUGCUCAGUCAUUAGUAUAUCUCAAGAUAAUGUUCUGUCAGUUGAACUCUUUGACUCCCCAGAUGUUCUUGGAAAAAGAUCCUCUAGUCUGAACAGUCAGCUAGUUAAAGAAGAGCUAGCAUCUUACAUACUAGGAUACACCAAAAGUAGUGCUACAGAGCACAAUGAAAUAUGGGAUCCUGCUCUAGAAGAAAUUUUUGAAACUGAAACAGUAGAUAUUUUAAACUCUAAAAACAUAAAAUCUCUACAGAACGAGGAUUUACGAUCACUUUCUAACAAAGAACUACAAGUGCGAAUCAGUCACGUGGUAUCCCCAAAUAAGAUCUUUGUACAAUGGCUGUCAUCAGAUAAGUUACUGAAAAGUUUACAGGAAAAGAUGGCUGCUAUCUAUGAAAAUUCCAAGUUUGAGCAAGUGAAGUGGGAAAGUGAUAUGUACUGUGCUAUUCGUAUACCUGAUCUGAACCAAUGGCAAAGAGGCAAAAUCAGCAGGGUUGUCUCUGAAACCACUGUAGAGGUAGUGUUGUAUGAUUUUGGUACUAAAGAAAUAGUGAACAUCGUUUGUUUAAGAAAACUUGAUGAAAAGCUGAAGCCAAUUAGGACACUAGCACUGGCAUGCUCCCUGGUAGAUAUAAGGCCAGCUGGUGGGAGCAAGCAGUGGACAGCAACAGCGUGUGAUUGUAUCUCCUAUUACCUCACUGGAGCUGUAGCAAACAUCAUCAUACAGGAAAAUGAUGGAUCUGAACCACUGCCUGUGAAAAUUUUUUGCAAUGAUGAAGCAGGACAGCUUAUUGAUAUUUCUGAAUAUCUUGUUAAAAAAGGUCUGGCUUUCAGGAACAAAAGAACUCAUGAAAUUGAUAUAAGUGAUGCAGAUCCUGAGAAACCUCUUGAAGUUCCUUUGAAGCAAGAGAGUCCGUGCUUAAAUGAGCUGAUUCCAGAAACUGAAUGUACACCACAGUGUUUAGUGCCAGAGAAACAAGUUACUCUUUCUGAUAAUGAACCUAAAGAACAUGAGUCAAAGAAACUAGUGCUUAAGUCAAGAAUGGAUGGAGCGUAUAAACCUCCAGUUAUACCUGACAUGAAAGAAUUAAAAGCUAUAAUAAACUGUAUUGGAGAUGAUGGAACUAUUUAUAUGGUGCCCAAAUCAUUAGAAAAUGAACUAAACAAAUUGAUGACUGAUAUACAAAAUAACUUCAAAUGUCUUGGUCUUCUGGAACCGUAUUGUUGGAAAAAGGAAGAAGCUUGUGUUGUAAGAGGAUCGGAUACCAUGUGGUAUCGAGGUAAAGUUACAGAAGUUGGUGGUGGUACAGUCAGGGUGCAAUACGUGGACUAUGGCUACAUUGAGAAGAUCCCUGAGUGUCAUCUCUAUCCACUUGUGUUGUAUGCUGACAUACCUACAUUUUGCAUACCAUGUCAGCUCUAUAAAAUAGUGCCAGUUGGAAAUUUUUGGCAGCAGGAUGCUGUAGAACUCCUUCAAGAACUACUGACAAAGAGAGUUGUUGAAAUACAUCUUCUGGAACGUCCAGAUAAUCCAUGGGGCAAAGUAUCUGUUAAUCUUUAUUUUGAUGGGAUGUCACUUUCUUCCUUUAUGGCAUACCACAAACACUGCAUUAUUGAAGAUUGUCAGGAUAUAUCAAAUCUAGACCUAAUACAUUACAGUGAAAAGUGUUCUGAGGAUAAAUGUAAAAUCAGCUAUGAGGAGUUGCUGUUAUCCGAAGCAGGGGCUCCUGUUUUGCCACCAUAUACAAUGCUAACACUGCCUAUUCCAGGAGAACUUUUUCCUGUUAGUGUUAAGCACCUUGUAUCACCUAGUGAGAUGUACAUUCGUCUUGAAUCAGCAGAGGGCCUUAACCAGCAGAGCAACACAGAGGAUAAUGGUGUCAGCUGGGAUUUGGAAUCUGAGAGUCUAGAUCAAGUCCUGAAGCAUUGUAAUCAGAAUGUGGAGUCUCUUCCUUUUCUAUCAGAUUUUAGAACAGAAAUGCCUUGCCUGGCAGAAUACAAUGAUGGCUUGUGGUAUAGAGCAAAACUACUCUCUAUUAAAGAAUUUGACCCUGUUAAUAUUUUGGUUCAAUUUGUUGACUAUGGAUCAACUGAGAAAUUACCAACAAGCAAAUUACGUCAGAUUCCUUCUCACCUUAUGCAAUAUCCUGCUCAAGCAGUAAGAGUUCUGUUGGCUGGAUUUAAACCUCCUUUAUAUGAUACAGAAAAAAAGAGAAUUCCAUAUUGUCCUGAAUGGAGCAUGCAAGCAUUAUGGGCCAUGAUAGACUGUCUUCAAGGCAAAAAGCUCUAUGCUUCCACAGUGACUCAGUCUCCAGAUCACGCUGUGUUUUUGUAUGAAGAUGAACAAUGCUUAGUUCACAUGAAGCUGGUAGAAAUGGGAUUAGCAGACUUAGAUCAGUGACAUAUAUAUAUUAGAGAGAGAGCUUUUGAUGAAGACUACAGUAUCUGAAGAGGAAAGGUGGUUUUUGUUUUUGUUGGUUAAUUUUGUUCUGGCAUGUUAAUUUGCCUCAUCUUGUUCUUUCGACAUACAGUAAUUGUGUGGAAUGCCUGAAAUACUCAGGUGUGGUUUUUUGUUCAGAGUUGUUCUAAUAA